Molecule: messenger RNA, 505 nt
Organism: Belonocnema kinseyi
Lineage: Eukaryota; Metazoa; Arthropoda; Insecta; Hymenoptera; Cynipidae
Gene: UQCR-11
Product: cytochrome b-c1 complex subunit 6, mitochondrial
Exons: 2
Coding region: 130-396 (88 amino acids)
Biological process (GO): mitochondrial electron transport, ubiquinol to cytochrome c
Source: RefSeq, a predicted model, not a curated record
CGCUUGAGAACAUUUCUGCUAGCAAGUGUUUUAGAAGUGAAAAAAUCUUGACUUUUCUCGGAGAUUUAGAGUUUUCACUUGUCGGGUGCCUUUUGUGCAAAAAAAUUGAAAAAGCCCUUUCCAGGUAAAAUGUCACUUAUCCAGAAUUUUGUCAGCCGAUUUGUGCCAGUUGUGAAAGCUGACGACGAAGAGGAAAUCGUCGAUCCCCAGAAAGUCCUUCGUGAGACCUGUGCACAGGAGAAGAAAUGCAUCUCUCUUCAGGAUAAAUUGAACACAUGCACUGACCGGGUAAAUUCUCGCAGCAAGACAGAAGAAACUUGUAUGGAGGAGUUGGUCGAUUACGUCUCAUGUGUAGAUCACUGUGUGUCCAAAACUCUAUUUAGCAAACUAAAAUAGUUCAAUCACUACUUCUGCUUCUUGUCACCCAAAUAAACUUAGUUAUAUCUACCGUACACCAAUGAUCGAAUGUUGAAGUUAAAUAAAAUUGAAGUAAAGAGUUCCAAAA